Amaranthus tricolor (Joseph's coat) is the source of this 1198-nucleotide messenger RNA. RefSeq names its product probable jasmonic acid carboxyl methyltransferase 1. Gene Ontology annotation, molecular function: S-adenosylmethionine-dependent methyltransferase activity. NCBI's taxonomy places the organism in Eukaryota, Viridiplantae, Streptophyta, Magnoliopsida, Caryophyllales, Amaranthaceae. The record is from RefSeq and is a predicted model, not a curated record. The coding region runs from base 1 to 1113 and encodes 370 amino acids. The transcript is spliced from 4 exons. Gene Ontology annotation, biological process: methylation.
AUGGAGACCAAGAAUUUUUUGCGGAUGAAGGAAGGUGAUGGAGAAUUCAGCUAUGCUCAAAACUCUACCCUUCAAGGAAGAAUACUAGAUCAAGUCUCAAAACCACUAAUAAAAUAUGCAAUUAGAUCAUUAUUAUCAAAUGAUAAUAAUACACAUUUUCUUGAGAUCUUCAAUGUGGCAGAUUUGGGUUGUGGAGUGGGUUCUUCACCAAUUUCUUUCAUAUCAUAUGUUAUUGAUACUAUAAAUGAGAUUUAUAAGGAUUUGAAAUUGGACAAUAGUCAAGUACCAAAAAUAAAUAUGUGGAUGAAUGAUCUUCCAUCAAAUGAUUUCAAGUUAUUGUUUCAAAACUUAAAGAAACUUGAAGAAUCAAAAGGAGAUGAUUGUAUAACUUCAUGUUUGUUCAUGGGUGUAUAUGGGUCAUUUUACAAUAGAUUAUUUCCUCAAAAUUUUUUGCACUUAGUUCACUCUAAUUAUGCCCUUCAUUGGCUCUCUCGGGUACCUCCUAGUAUUUACAAUGAAUCGAGAAGAUCCAAGAACAAUGGGAAAAUGAUAGUGUGUGAGACAAGUCCAAGAGAAGUGGUUAAAGCUUAUCGAGCUCAAUUUCAUAAAGAUUUUAGUCAAUUUCUCGAAUGUCGUUCUUGUGAAAUUGUAUCGAAUGGUUAUAUGGUGCUAACUAUUGUGGGUAGUCCUUCUAUGGUUCCUCACCAUCCUUGCUCAGCUAGACUUCUAUGUAAAGUCAUGGAUAAUCUUGUUUCAAAGAGAUUGAUAAAGGAAGAGAAAGCAAAGUCAUUUGAUCUACCAUUACAUUAUCCAUCCAAAGAAGAAAUUGAAAGUACAAUUAAAAAGGAAGGAUCUUUUACAAUUGAGAAAUUGGAAACAUUAUAUGAUUGUUUUGCUAAAGAAAUUAAUGACAUUGAGGCAAAGGCUAUUUCCUCGGCAAAUAGUAUUAGGGCAUCUAUUGAAGUUUUGGUUUGUUAUCAUUUUGGAGAGCAUAUUUGUGAUCUUUUCUUUGAUGAGCUUGUUCGAGUUACUAUACAACACUUUUAUAAUGAACCAAACGCAUCGGUUGAACUCUUUAACAUUGUGGUUAUGCUUAGAAGGAAGAUAGAUUAAAGCAAGGGAAUCGAGGUUGACUGUCAAGAAAUCAACUUAACUAAAAGUUUAAGUUGAUGAUCGAUGUUACUUUUGUUAGGGUUUG